Messenger RNA from Hippopotamus amphibius kiboko, 1227 nucleotides. RefSeq names its product cilia and flagella associated protein 107 (gene CFAP107). The coding region runs from base 416 to 1006 and encodes 196 amino acids. The record is from RefSeq and is a predicted model, not a curated record. The transcript has 4 exons. Lineage: Eukaryota; Metazoa; Chordata; Mammalia; Artiodactyla; Hippopotamidae.
CUCAACUCAUUCUAGUUGUAAAAAUGCAGCAAGGAUGAUGCCUCUUAUGGGGUGAUGACAUAGAAACCAGGUCCUGCUUUUGCGGUGAUUGUUGGUGGUUUGAUUUGCUUUUGUGAUGUCAAUUUUACUCCUGAAGAAUCAGCUGCCCCCUUAAGGAGAGUAUUUAUACUUAGAGUCUAUCACCAUGGAGACAGUCAACAGUAGGAAAUCCAAGAUCAGGUCACCUCUCUCUGGAAGCUGAUAGUGGACUCUCAGGGCCCUUUUAUUCUGUGAAGUUAGCAGGGUGUCACCUAUUACCACUCCUUCUGACUACCGAAAAGAGAAAAAGGCAUCCCAAGCUCAGCAACUUCAUAACAUCUCCCACCCCCGAAACCUUAGACUGUGUUGUCAAAGAAGCUUGGGGCAAAUCCUUACCAUGCAGUUUCUUACUUCAGUAAGUCCACAGUCAUUCUCCACUCCAAGCUGGAAGACUGAGACCAAGUAUUCAACCAGAGUGCUCACUGGAAACUGGUUGGAGGAGAGGAGGAAGUUUACGAAAGCCACAGAGAGAACACCCCAGACCAUUUAUAGAAAAGAGUACGUCCCCUUCCCAGGCCACAGACCCGACCAGAUCUCCAGGUGGUACAGCAAGAGGAGAGUUGAGGGGCUCCCAUACAAACACCUGAUCACCCACCACCAGGAGCCCUUGCACUGCCAUCUGAUCAGCACGUACGACGACCAUUACAAUCGGCGUAACUAUAACCCAGGCUUGCCCCGGCUCCGCACGUGGAAUGGACAUAAGUUGCUGUGGCUCCCAGAAAAAGCUGACUUCCCCCUUCUUGCUCCCCCUACAAACUACGGACUCUAUGAACAGUUGAAGCAGAGAUGGCUCCCACCACCUGAGGUCACCCGGAGGGAGAGCAUUUACACAUCCGCCUACCCCAGACCACCAUCAGGUGCUAUGUCUUGGCGGGAGCAUGCGAUUCCGGUGCCUCCCCCUCGCCUGCAGCCUGUCCCACACUUCUGAGAACUGCCACCCUGUCACAGCACAGGUGGAAUCACCUGGAGACCCACCACAUCGUCGGAACUGCCAGACAGCAGGUGGCUGCAGAUAUACCCCGAGUUUCACAUCAGGCCCAUCUGAAAUGCGCUUGGAAUCAUGGUCUGUGUUUUAAUGGUUUCCACCCCUCUUUCAAACGCAAGGUUCCUUUCUUUUCCAGCCCACAAAUAAAGCCCUUUGACACAAGG